This is a messenger RNA of Dimorphilus gyrociliatus, 3112 nucleotides long. The record is from the annotation of a GenBank genome assembly. NCBI's taxonomy places the organism in Eukaryota, Metazoa, Annelida, Polychaeta, Dinophilidae.
UAUGUCCGCGGUUAUAGAUUCAAACGAAAUUAAGCUUUUAAAUAAAAAAAGGAGGGAUAAAGAGCCAUUAUGGUUAGUGAAGAAAAUGAUAGAAAAUCCCAAGUUAGCCUUCGGAAUAACGUUGGGCGCUCAUGUAUUCAUGAUAUUGUUAACAAUUUUACUUGUUAUUGCCAAAGUUAAAGUCUUUCCAAUCAAUUUUCGAACCUUUCCUGUUGGUAUCAAGAAUUCUGUUCAGUCUAAAAGAGAGUCUGCAUGGGAAGGAAAAUUCUCGGACGAUCCACAGCGCAUAAGAAGAGUGGUUAUCAAUGACACUACUCCAUAUUGGCCAAGGGGACAUACAACUGACGAUAUAGAAAUUUUCUUAAAAUCGAAAAAGUCUGGUAAUACUAUCUUUACGAAAGGAAACUUAAAACAAAUGAAAGAUAUUGAAGAAAAACUCUUUAAAGUUGAAAAAUAUAAGGAUUUUUGUCAAGUGAACAAAGAAAACAAAUGUCUUCCUCCCGUUUCUUUAAUAAGAUUUUUCGACGGAACCUACUCUAAUGUCGAUCCAAUUUUCAACGAUCCAGAUUUUACAAAUAUAAAUCUUGUAUUAUAUACGGCAUAUAAGAAUCCUCAAACGGCUGGCAUAUUUCGAUAUUUUUUAGCAAAGGAACAUAAAAUAGAUGAGAAUGCUAAAAAAAUUACAGCAGAUCUAACAAGACUUAAAUUACCUCUAGGUUGGCCUCUAGAAAAUGCUUCAACAACAUCAGAAGACAGGGACAAAAUAGGAGAGUUCAACGAGGACCAUAUUGAACCAAUAUUAAAAGAAUUUGGAAAAUCGGUGGUAGAUAUGAAAUCCUACUAUUACAUGAAUACUAUUUUCGGAAAUCAAGCUAUUCUUCAGGCAGUUAAGGAUAUGGCUUUAGCUUUUGGUAGUAUGACAUUUAUAUUUCUUUUUAUAUGGUUUCAAACCAAAUCUUUAUGGAUUACUGGCUGGUCGCUUCUUGGUAUUAUCUUUUGUUUCUUUGAGACGAAUCUUAUUUACCGAUUUAUAUUGGACAUGAGAUAUUUUGGUUACUUUCAUAUCAUCGCUAUAUUUAUAAUUCUGGGGAUUGGAGCUGACGAUAUAUUCGUCUUUUUUGACACUUGGAAAGCAACAGGUCUCGAAAGCUAUAAUUCAUUGGCCCAUAGGUUGUCAGAUUGUUAUAGGAGGGCUUCUGGCACUAUGUUAUUUACUUCUAUUACAACGGCUGCAGCAUUUUUCGCAUCAGGUGCUUCCCCUAUACUUCCUAUUGGUACUUUUGGAAUAUUUACGGGGAUAUUAGUUAUUGUAAAUUAUUUGUCUGUAAUUAUCUUCUUCCCUACUGUUGUUUUAACAAGUCAUUUAUACUGGUCGGAUUGGAAAUGCCCAUGUUGUAGAGUCUGCUCUAACAGAACACACUCUGAAGAAGAUUUAUCUCAAGAGCAAAACAGCGAAGAAAAUUUUAUAGUUGGAUUCUUUAGAGAUAAAUAUUUUUAUUUCAUAACGAACAAGUAUGUAAAGUGGGCUAUAAUUGCUGGAUUCACAGGACUUUCAGUAUUUUUCGCAUGGAGCGCCAGCAGAGUCAAAAUUGGAACUGGAGAGGUCGAAAUAUUCAAAAAGUUUCACAACUUAGGCCAAUCGUUAGAUUAUAAAAACAACGCCUUUCUACCAUCAAAAGAUACUUAUGUCAGUGUAAUUAUUACAUGGGGCAUGAAGGAAAGAGACUUUAGUGACUGUCACAAAACUGAUCAUGAAUGUAAGGGGAAACAAGUUUGGGAUAAUGACUUCGACAUGAAUAAACCAGCAAAUCAACUUGCGAUAAAGAAUUUCUGUGAUUACAUGGAAAAUGGAUUGAUGAAAAAAAAGAAAGAUGAGUUAAAGAUCGAUACUGUUGAAUGUUUUAUUAAAGCUAUGGAUAACUUUAUUCAGGUGAAUGAUACAGGAAUAAACAACAUAAAUCCUAUAAAGUUGCCUCUAAAUGGAAUAAAGGUGCUACCUCUUAUGAGAAAUCGAACGGAUAUAUAUUCAGUAGACAAACUAUCUGAUAAUUUUUAUCGAUACUUCGAAAUUGGAACGUCAUACUUUUUAAAUAACGCUUAUAAAAUGGAAGAAACUCAAGAUAUUAAAACUUAUAGUAAGCUUAUAGGAGAGUCUUUUGAUGGUGAAAAUACUCAAGUAGCAAACUUUCGCUUAGAACAAAACGCAUCUGAUAUAUUCUAUGGAACUAAAUUAAGGUUCGCUGGUAUUAGAGUGAAUUUAACAUCUUCUUAUAUGGAAUUAGGACAAAGUGAAGGUCUCCCUUUGCAGGACAAUUGGGAAGAGUUUGUUAAAGAAGAGGUUGCUAAAAUGCCUAGAGAAUUACAAAAUGGAUUUCAGCUGACUGAGAAUAAUGUAUGGCAUAUUUUAGUAAUACAAAAGGAAUUGACAAGAAAUGCUCUACUUGGGAUUAUAAUCGGAUUGUGUAUAGCUUUCCCAGUUUUAGUUAUAGCCACAGAAAACAUCAUUGUGGGAUCACUUGCGACAUUAACAAUUGGUUUCGUGACUGUGGGAGUUAUUGGUCUCAUACCAAUAUUCUCUUGGAAACUGGACGUACUUGUUUCUUUAAACUUAUGUCUGGUAGUUGGAUUAUCUGUUGAUUAUGUGGUUCAUUUAGCUGAAGCCUAUCAUUUAUCCGUGCGCAAAACAAGACCAGAACGAGUACAAGAUGCUCUAGAGCAUAUUGGUCUCUCAGUAUUAUCAGGUGCAUUAACCACUUUGGGCGCCAGCUUCUUUAUGAUUUUUAGUGGCCUAGUUUUCUUCUUCCAAUUCGGUCUCUUCAUGUUUACAACAAUCGCUUUGUCACUUUUAUACUCCAUGGUCUUUUUUAUGACCGUCCUAUCUAUAAUUGGACCACAAGGCCAAAUUGGCUGCCUUCGCAGUCUAUUUAGAAUUAUAAAGGGUAAAAUACUUGGGAAAAUACAUGAAAAUGAGCAAAAAUGUACAGACUGUAAGGGAAAAGGCUAUGUACCCAUUCAGACGGAGUUAGAAGAGGCUGUUAUUGAAAGAAUAGAACUUAAAGGACAAAAAGAGGGUGUUUACCUCGACGAAGUUUUACGCACUGCUCAGCUAUAA